Messenger RNA from Neltuma alba, 945 nucleotides. RefSeq names its product probable peroxygenase 4. The coding region runs from base 141 to 749 and encodes 202 amino acids. Gene Ontology annotation, molecular function: calcium ion binding; monooxygenase activity. The transcript has 6 exons. NCBI's taxonomy places the organism in Eukaryota, Viridiplantae, Streptophyta, Magnoliopsida, Fabales, Fabaceae. The record is from RefSeq and is a predicted model, not a curated record.
AUACUCAGAAUUACGCACAAACCAGGACAGCACAAAAGCCAUUCUAUUAUCGUUCAUAACCGUUCGUUAGGCCCCAAACUCAGUUUCAUUUCCAGAAAUCUCUUCUUUCUUCCUCGUCUUCUUCUUCUCGGUUCGUUUUCAUGGCUUCGUCGCCCUUCCAGAGCGAUAACAAUAGCAUUCAAGAAGUGAGCGAGAGACCUAUACCUCUGGACCAGAACGUUCUGCAGAAGCACGUCGCUUUCUUCGAUAGGAACCACGACGGCGUCGUUUAUCCGUGGGAGACUUUUCAAGGAUUUCGAGCAAUCGGGGGUGGCAUCCUCUUGUCCAUUGCGAGUGGUUUUCUUAUCAAUGUCGCUCUCAGUCGCAAAACCCGUCCUGGAAAGUUUCCUUCUCCACUGUUCCCAAUUGAAGUUAAAAACAUACAUAUGGCCAAACAUGGAAGUGACUCUGGAGUCUAUGAUACUGAAGGAAGGUUUGUUCCUUCGAAAUUUGAAGAAAUUUUCAAGAAGCAUGCAAAAACAUACCCAGAUGCUUUAACAUAUGACGAGCUCAAGGCCAUGAUGAAAGCAAACCGAGAACCUAAAGAUUACAACGGAUGGGUGGCUGCCUACACAGAAUGGAAGAUCCUAUACGACCUUUGCAAAGACGACCAGGGUUUACUGCGCAAGGAAACAGUCAGAGCUGUUUAUGAUGGAAGUCUCUUUGAGAGGAUGGAAAAGGAGCACUCUGAGAAGAAAAAGAAGAAAUAACUUUAAUAUUCUUUGAAACGUCUGUGUAAUUAUUACUUUUGGAAUGUUUGUUGUUUCUUUAUUUUAUCAUUUUCUGAUUAUCAUGUCCUUUUAACUUAAGGAGUUUUAUGUUGUGUUCAAGUACUAGGAAAAUAUAUGAAUGACUUUGUGGUAUUUAUUUAUAUAACAUAUAGCAAUGGAUUCUAAUGUUUACUUU